AUGUUGAUCGAUUCUGGAUCAACUAAGUUCCCAGGAAUCAUAGGAAUCCAUGGUACGAUAACGUUGAAGAAUUUAGAAAAUAACCUAGGGUUGAUACCCAUGAAAUUAGGGACCGCCAAAAUUACAAAAAAUUGUCACUCAAUACUGUAUUUUUACGACGUCAAUUUAAUAAUCACUGAAGUUAAUGACCUUAAGAAAAAAACUGAAAAUGUUGCGACAUUAUCCAGGAAAUAUAUUGAGCACUAUAAACACUCAGCAAAUUACCUCAAUGUUUUGUAUUUCUUAGAAAGAAAAGUAGACGGGAAGCUAAAUGACAUUUUUCCCUCUUCUUACGAAACUGUUCCAUCAUUUUCUGUUAGAAUAAAAAGGGGAUUAAUAAACGGCUUAGGUUCAAUUUUCAAAGCAAUCACAGGAAACCUGGAUGCUUCAGAUGGUGAAAAAUUCGAGUCUCUAAUAAGCGAUUUGCAGAAUGAUCAAAACAAGUUAUCAGAAGCUAUCAAUAGUCAGAAUACCUUAUCUGUCGAACUUAUCGAUAAUUUCAAUAAAACUAUGCAUAUACCCCUAAAAACUGAGGGAGUACCAAAUGCCGCCUACCACAGGCUGGUCCAAAAAUACAAAAACAUUGAUCCAAAUGCCAACAGGGACAUAGUGGUUAAGAAGAUUAAUAAUCUUAGAACUGCAUAUAAAAAAGAGCUUAAUAAAAUAAAAAAAUCGCAUAAAUCCGGAGCAGGAACUGACGAGAUUUAUACUCCUCACUUAUGGUACUUCGAGUUGCUAAGUUUUUUAUACGAUCAAGAAGUACCAGGACCAUCGAUAUCGAACAUGGAUGAGGACGAAAAUGAGGCUAAAGAAAACUGUGUCGUACCCUUAUCUCCAUUGCUACUCGGGCCAGCAUCAGCUGACUGGCUUAAUCGCAUCUUCCGAGAUGUAUUCUGGCAGAUCCUAGCUGAGCGAGUUAGAGUACACUCAGUGGCGCAGACUGAUGAUAGAGAAGGCGUUAGUGAAGAAGACAUGCCUCCGACUUUGAUGUAUAUUCGUGAAGCAGCAAGAGUGGUAGCUCAAUCAGCACAUUGUAUUCAUAACGGUGGUGCUAUCUAG
Molecule: messenger RNA, 1098 nt
Organism: Acanthoscelides obtectus
Lineage: Eukaryota; Metazoa; Arthropoda; Insecta; Coleoptera; Chrysomelidae
Source: the annotation of a GenBank genome assembly